Lucilia sericata (common green bottle fly) is the source of this 603-nucleotide messenger RNA. RefSeq lists its product as uncharacterized. The transcript is spliced from 4 exons. The record is from RefSeq and is a predicted model, not a curated record. The coding region runs from base 1 to 603 and encodes 200 amino acids. Lineage: Eukaryota; Metazoa; Arthropoda; Insecta; Diptera; Calliphoridae.
AUGAAAAAAUAUCGUGUUAAAAAACUACCAGCUAAAUGUAAUAUUUUAGGACUGAGCUAUCGCAGUAUAAGCAUUUUAAUAGCGUCUGUUUUAAUCGCACAAAAUGUCUCUUAUAUUUUAAGUUUUAUGCUAAAAACCAAAAUAUCCUGCUAUAUUUACAACAAUGGUCUCUAUAGUCUGGUCAUACAAUUUGGAGAUGAUUAUUGGUCUUUAGUUGGCUUAUUGAUUGCAAUAUUAUGUCUUGCCACCAAUACCGCACUGCUAGUAGGAUCUAUCUGGCUUGUUAAAAGUUUCAUAUUGAUGUGGUAUGUUGGUGGUAUAAUACAAUUCGUGUAUUUGUUAAGUUUCCAAAGUUUUUGUUUAUCUACAAAAUCUUGUAAUAAUCAUUGCACAAUGGAUCAAGAAGCUAUAAAAUAUUAUCACUGGGGAUUUGGUUGGUGUUUGUUUAUAACUUUAUAUUUCUACGUUACUUUCAUCUUUAAAAUACAACUUUUUUAUGAAUAUGUCAAAUAUCUGCAACGACCUCGUCUUACAACAUUUUCGGGCAAUGAAAUGUUUAAUCGCAGUUCCUUUUAUAGAAGAUCAUCCAGUGUGAAUAUAUAA